Messenger RNA from Salvelinus fontinalis (brook trout), 7786 nucleotides. RefSeq lists its product as uncharacterized. Bases 3322 to 7521 code for a protein of 1399 amino acids. The transcript is spliced from 3 exons. Gene Ontology annotation, molecular function: DNA binding; nucleotide binding; DNA-directed DNA polymerase activity. Gene Ontology annotation, biological process: DNA replication. The record is from RefSeq and is a predicted model, not a curated record. NCBI's taxonomy places the organism in Eukaryota, Metazoa, Chordata, Actinopteri, Salmoniformes, Salmonidae.
AUUAAAGUAGAUGUCACACGUCCAGAUUUGAUGGAUGACCCUAUGUGGUCCUAUGUGAGCCUAUGUGACCGCUAUGUGAACCUAAGGGGUUGCCUGUCAGGGCAUUCUGAUGGUUAGGUGGGGGUCUUUGGGUAAGGGUCCAGUUGUCAGGUCAACCGGUAAUGAUUUAUGACCCCAGCCUGAUUUAUGACCCUAUGUAAUGAUUUAUGACCCUAUGUCCUGUUGUAGCAGGCCUGCCCAUAUUUGGGCUUCCGGUCAGGACAUCCUGGCCGGGGUGGGGGUCUUUGGGGUAAGUGUCAAGUUGUCAAUGUCGUAAAUCAGAAAAAGAUCAUGAUUUAUGAACCUAUGUAGUGAUUGAUGCCCCAAUGGUUUGUAGAAGGGGGGCAUGCCCAUAUUUGGGCUUCCGGUCAGGACAUUCUGAUGGUUAGAGGGGGGCUUUUGGGUGGUAAGUGACCAGGUGUCAUGUCAAACUGUUCCUGGAUGUCUAGUGUUGGGGGGUUGUUAAUGAACAUUUCAAAGAGGCUGGCUUUGCAGAAGCCUUAUAAAGCCCCAAAACAAUGCAUGUUUAAGAUUGUACAAGAUAAACCCCCUGAAUAUUAAACAAAAAUGACACAUAUGUCAAUUUAUGGUAUGUUAUGCUCGGCUUGUCAUGAACCCAGUGAACAAAGCAUUGAGGAAGUUCUGUGUGAAGCUCCAGAAUGUUUUAAAGGAUUUUUGGGUACGAGUGAGGGCCCUAUGUCUUACAUAUUCCAGCCGGAGGAUUCUACGGUAAAGAUCUUCAACGCCUGUGGCCCCAAACCCGUUUAUCAGGCAAAACCUGGGAGUUUUUCUCCUGCUCUGGGCAUGAGAGAAUGGCUAAACAUCCGGAUGGCUCUUUGUAAAAUUGAACAGGUCCUGAGUGGCACAGCUGUGCCAGGCUAUGCGUUGGAAGAACAGGUCUUCGGACGCAGUGAUCUCAAGGCUCUAAGAAUUGCUUCAAUGGACUAUAACCCGGACAACAAAGUGACAAUUUUAGCCUGUCAAGUUUAUGAUGCGGGUAAUGCUACAAAGUCUGUCAAUUCUCCAGUAGCAUCCAGAGCAUGCAAAGAUGUCAACUUUUUUAUUCCUGUGUUUAGUUUUAAAUGGGUUGAUUAUCCAAUUUUCAUAACACUUAUGAAUAAGCUGGACAUUCUCUUCAAAAAUCGCGAACAGUUAAGACGCUGGCCUCGACUUUUCUUGAGACAUAGCCAGGACCAAAAGGCCCGACGUAGGAUUUACCCCUGGAGUGAAAACUUAGCAAGUGUUGAUGAGCCUGGCAAGAGAUCCCGGCAUUUUGAUGACCAACUGGACACUGACAAUGGGGGGUGGUUGCAUCAGAUCCCUGGAUCUGUAAGAAAGGCUUUGUAAAAUACCUUAAGAAUGUAAGGCUAUAAAAUGUAUGUACUAAAUAUUUUGAAUGAAAUAAAAUGGUUUUUAAAAACAGAAUCUCACCACGUUAUGAACUCUCGCGUUUGUUCACGCUUAGCGCAGUCUGUCCCUGAGAAAAAAAACUUGCGCAAUGUGCGCGCGUAUGGGCGUGCUUGUGCUGUAGUGGCUGUGUGUGUGUGUGUGUGGGUGUGUGUGUGUUUCAAAAACAGAAAAAGGGGGGCGAGGUGUUUGUUAAAAAAAUACCCUUGCAUCUGCGCUCAAGGCUCUCUCUCUAUGCAUGGGGGGGUCGUUUGAAACCAGGGUUUACACUAUCAGGCCAAACAGAUGUCUAAAAGUCAUUCAGCCCAGUGCUGUCGAGACCUCCCCAGCCCCAGCAUCUAGAUGCUAGCCCCCGGAGAUUUUAGAAUAUCAAAAGAUACCUAAUGUUUAGACGCCACCCAAUACCCUAUGUUUGAACCAAAUGGCUGGUGUUUGAACCACAUGCCUUAGGUUUCAAAGAUAACUUUUUAGGCUGUUUUAGCGCGAAAAAUACGACACCACUAGAGUCCGACGGCUACAAAAGCUAAGCAAAACAGGUCCCCCCUGUUAGCAUCGUUUUCGCGCAUUUACCCUACAGCAUUCCUCCAGGAAUAGUUAUCGGACGGACCCCUUUAAAAAAGAUCUGGUAAAUACCCUCCUGAUGGAUAUUUCUCAAGGUUAGUUCUUGAAAUAAAUAUUUACAUAUGCUAUAUAUUAGAUUUGUUUGUUCUUGGGAAUUGUUUGAAAACGUUGUAUGUUAUAGAAAUAUUAAACAGGUCUUAGGGCCCGGAUUCUUAACGUAUAAAAUGUCAAUAUUAGCUAAAAUGAUUAGAGCUUUAAUAUUAUCUAAUGUUUUUUUUAGAUUCUCAAACCUUCACUCAGAUUCUCCGAGAUAUAACUGAACUCGAACCGGUCGUAGGGUCUCCGGAACAAAUUGUUUACAUCCCAACGCCGACCCUGAAUUGUACGGAAAUACCUCCUAGAACGGGUGCCAUAGGGAGUCUACACGGUUUCUGUGAAGGAUAUGCCUACGAGACAAUUGUGCCCUACUCCCAGGAUGUAUUUACACAGAAGCCGCAAACAGAGACUUUAAACGGCCUGUCAACUCCCCUGACCCAGGACCGCUGGACGCCCCCUAUUAAACACCAACGGACAAUCAGGGCCCAGAUCCACAGGUCCGCUUCACCCGAACAAUACUACUGGGAGGGUAUUCACGAGACAGCGUUACAAGGACAAGGCUCACAAGCUACAGACCAGGCAGAUGCUAUAAUUAGGGUUGCCCAAAGACAUGUUCCCGAGUUCUCAGAGCUUCUUCAGAACAGCCCUCUUCAAAAAAGCCGAGGUAUUUAAUUAAUGUAUUGUUAAUAUAUAGGCUUAUAUCUGAAAUGUAUUUUACAUUUUUAUCAAACAUAUUUUAGGGUUAAUAACCUAUUUUUCUGUAUGUAUUAUUUUUAAUGCAGACUCCUCGCCUGCUUAUAAAGACCUCCAAGAAGCUACACAUCUAGAUCCCGAGGAGGCGCCAAAGACCCCAGUCACCAGAACAGCGAAGCCUGAUGAUUUCAAAGUUUUAAAUGACAUUUCUGAGGUAGACGAUUUGAUGUUCUGUGAAGUGGCCAACCUUAUUGAAGCGGCCAAUUCUGGUGCGGCAAAAGCCUCUUGUGAAAUAGACCAAGCCGUGCUUUUCAAGGCUUUUACACAGGGUUUAAAAUCACGAAAGGCUUUACUUCAACGUCGUAUGGGUAUUCUAUUCGAACAUCAAUACAAUCAGGAUGUGUCAUUCUGGCGUAGAGAGCUUCCCCGCAUGUUAAACAACAGUAGGGUUAAAACAAGCAAAUACCUCCGUUAAAAAACACAUAUGUAAAAAAAACACAAGCACACACAUCCUUAAGUAGAGAAAUGGCGCCCCCUAUAGACCUAAGCGAGACAAUUGAAACCCUCUUAGCGGAAAUCCCUACAGAGCUCCAAGAUAUAAUUAACCAUAUGAAUGAUUCUGGGCUAAUUGACAUAGGGGCUAUAGAUGAAAACCUAUUAUCCCAGAUUCCCUCCGAACUCAUUGAAAUUAUUACACGUAUGAAUGAGUCAGGGUCUGCAGAUGAAAACAGGUUAUCACAGAUACCCGAAUCAAUCAUAUCUUUAAUUACCCAGAUGAACGAGAGCCCAAGGUUUAAUUCUGCACCCCCUACACCUCUAAGCCAUCCUUUAACACCCUUGUUCGAAGAGGAAACCCAAUACGAUGUUUUUGAACAGCUGAACAAAUGUCUAUCAAAUCUGGAUCGGGAAGGUCUUGAUCACAAUGUACAGAACGAAAGCCCUAGGUUUAAUUCUGCACCACCUACACCUCUAAGCCAGCCUUUAACACCCAUGUCUGAAGAGUCUGAAACCCAAUACGAUGUUUUUGAACAGUUGGACGAUUGUCUAGCAAAUCAGGAUGGGGAUGGUCUUGAUCGCAGUGAACAUGUUUUGUAUCGAAAUAAAUUCCACAAUAUUGAGGUUCGACAGUUUUUCAAUUUCGCAUGGGGGGGUCAGAUUCGGGAAUAUGCUGUGUUUUACGUAAUGCUUAUGGACACUUUGAAUGAACUGGUAGAUAGAGUUAGAGCUUAUAGCCAACCAAGGGAUACCUUACAGUUGGAAAUUUUAGGAGACAGUCUGCAGAGCCGUGUGUCGCUUAUUUUAAAUAGGGGUGAAGCAGAUCUUGAACAAUUUGUUAACCUGCUAGAACGCCUUGUUCAGUCAAAUUUAAACGUGCUAGCAGAUAGGACCCUCGAACUUGUAGUACAAUUAGUCCGGCCACCCCAAGGAGGCGGCGGGCAGAGACGUAAACUCGAUAGCCUGAUGCAGUCCGAAAUCAUAAGCAAUAAAAAGGCCUACCUCAUAAUCGUUCACAAUCAUGGUAAUAAGCUAUGCUUUGCCAUAGGUUUGGCCCACUUACUCAGCCCAGGAUGUACAGAGCGCGAAGCGUUACAGAAAGCUCAAGAGCUACAAAAGGCUGUGGGUUUAGGUAUACAGGAUGCUGUGGCUUUCUCAGACAUAGGCAAAUUUGAAAACUUUCUGAAUAUCAAGAUUGUGGUUUUGUACCACAGCAGGGCUAAUGACGCGCUCCUGAAGUUCCAAAAUAUACAAGAGCCACACCCUAAGACUAUGUACUUUUAUGUGCAAAAUGAGCAUUACUAUGCCGUAACUAACAUCACAGCAUUUUUAGGCGCCCCAUAUGUCUGUCCAGCCUGUCAUACCGGCUACACCCGCAAGGGGGGGCACUCGUGCCGUUAUAACUGUUCAGUAUGUCUGGAUAAACAUUGCCCUAUGCAACCGCUAAACUUGACACCCUGUGAGGAUUGUCACCGCACAUGUCGUUCAGCCUACUGUUACGAAAAACACAAAACUGAAACAUGGCACCCCAAGGCCUGUAAAUCUGUAAGCAUUUGUGACAUUAACAAGAAAUGUCCAAAAUGCCAUUGCAAUUACAACCUUAAAAUAGACAGCCCUAAACCCCAUGUUUGUGGAAUCAUACAUUGCCCAAUCUGUAAAGGGCCCUUGAAAAGCAGAGACGCAGAAGUUGUUCAAGAAGUACCACAUGAGUGCUACAUUCAGCCCCUGGCUGAAGAUGAACAUACAGAGAAAUAUGUUUUUUAUGAUUUUGAGACAAAUCAGCAAUCAGGGGUUCACUUGCCUAUUUUUGUAUCUACCAUGACUUUCAACGGUGAAAAGUGGUCGGCCGAGGGGCCCGAUUGCGCCCGACUCUUUCUAAAACAUUUUAGAAAGGCCCAGUACAGAAACUUCACGUUUAUAGCACACAAUGCGCGCGCCUAUGACUCCUAUCUGCUUCUGAACCCUUUGAUACAGCAAGGCGUGGCGCCCAGUGUCAUUGCUCAAGGGAGUAAAAUCUUAUGUUUUGUUGACCACGCCUUCAAACAGAGAUACAUUGACAGUUUAAGCUUCUUACCCAUGAGAUUGGCUCAAAUGCCAGAGGCCUUGGGUUUUGAAAACUCGGUCAAAGGCUAUUUCCCCCACUUCUUCACAUCUGACGAGAAUCUACAUUAUAUAGGAGCUUAUCCAGCCCCCGAAAUGUACGGUUGUGAUCAAAUGUCUACCAAAGAGCGUGAGAAAUUCAUGACUUGGUACGAGACAGUAAGACAUGGAACUUUUGAUUUUCAUAAAGAGAUGGAAUCAUACUGUGACAAUGACGUGGUUAUACUACGUGAAGGAUGCCUCAGAUUCCGAGAAGAGGUAAUCAAAGAUGCAGGCAUUGACCCCUGGAGCUGUACAACUAUUGCAUCCGCGUGCAUGAAAACCUAUCGUACACACUAUCUAACUCCAGCCUCUAUAGCGAUCCCAUCGCCAGACAACUACCGACGACAAUUCAAGGCCUACUCUAGUGGCUCCAUUCAAUGGUUGGAGUACCUAGCCCAGGAUAAAAAUGUUUUUAUCCAACAUGCUUUGAAUCGGGGCGAGAAGGCUUUUGGGCCUUACCAUGUAGAUGGAUACACACAGAUUGACGGUGUUGAGACAGUGUAUGAGUACAACGGUUGUUUCUUCCACGGUUGUAAAUUAUGCUUUGUCCCCCAGGCCAUGUGUGUCCUAACCCAAAAGACUUUUGGGGAAAUGUACCAAGAGUUCCAAGACAAACUGAAUUCUUUAAAGGCUACAUACGGGUUAAAAGUGGUGGUUUUGUGGGAACACGAAUGGACAGCCCUGAAAAAGGCGGAUCCUCAUGUUCAGGCCUUCCUUACCCAAUAUGACCCUCCAGAGCCCCUGGAACCGAGACAGGCCUUGUUUGGAGGCAGGACCAAUGCUUUGACAUUGCGUUAUGUAGCUCAACCCGACGAGACAAUAGGUUAUGUAGAUUUUACAUCCCUAUAUCCUCAUGUAAUGAGUUCCUCAUGCUAUCCUAUAGGGCAUCCUGAAAUUAUUCACAGCGACUUUGACGAACCCCAAAAUUAUUUUGGUUUAAUCAAAGCGACUGUCUACCCUCCUAGGGGUCUGUUUAUACCUGUGCUGCCUUACAAGGGGUCUAAAGGAAAACUUUUCUUUCCCCUUUGUCGCACAUGCUGUGAAAACAACAACCAGGAAAACCCAUGUGAUCACUCAGAUCAAGAAAGAGCCCUGACAGGUGUCUGGGUCACCGUUGAAUUCUCUAAGGCUUUGGAGAAGGGGUAUCGUGUGGCCAAAAUCUUUGAAGUGUGGAACUUUUCCAGGAAAUCAGACACACUUUUUAAAGAGUACAUCAAGACCUUCUUGAGAUGCAAGCAGAUGGCUUCAGGCUAUCCAGCAUCGGUUACAGAUGAAGAAAGUAAAGAGAAGUACAUUCAAGACUACCAUGACAGAGAAGGCAUACUUCUUGACCCUGACAGAAUACAGGUCAACAAAACCAAAAGAAAUGUUUCGAAAUUGUACUUGAACUCCCUUUGGGGGAAGUUAGCGCAGAGAAGCAAUAUGCUAACAACUUCGAUCAUUAAAGACCCGGAAGAAUUUUUGGAAUUUGUUUUUUCGGACCAAUACGAAAUUUCACAUUUUUCAUUCUUGAGUCAAGACAUUGCCUUGGUGCAAUGGCGGCGCAACCCAAAGUGGGUUCUACCCCCAGGUAAUGUAAAUGUGUUUCUUGCAGCAUUUACCACAGCCUAUGCCCGACUUGAACUGUACACCCUCAUGGAACAGCUUCAGCGGCGGGUUCUUUACCACGACACAGACUCUGUGGUCUAUGUAAGCAAGCCGGGGGAUUGGAACCCCCCACUCAGCAACUAUCUUGGGGGUUUAACUAGUGAACUCGCCGAGGGUGACCAUAUCACAGAAUGGUCCUCAUGUGGGCCCAAAAGCUAUGCUUUUAGGACUAAAGACAAUCACGUGGUGUUGAAAGCCAAAGGCGUGACUCAAAACUACGAAAAUGCCCCGCGUGUAAACUUGGAAUCAAUCACGCGCUUGGUCGACGGGUUCGUAAAUGACAAGAAUAGUGACUUGGAGAUUUUGACCUCCUACAACAAAAUAGUGAGGGAUAAAAAGGGGUUCCAUCUAAGAAACGCCCCACUCACUAAAAGAUUCAGGGUAGUCUAUGACAAGAGACGGCUAUUGCCUGACGGUACCACAUUGCCCUUUGGCUACUGACUUAGGCUACAAGCCCCAGUGUGUCUUAAAGGUUAAGAUAUAAUGACGGCUGUCGAGGAUUUUGACCCCCGUUUAAAACUGCCCUUUUCGGCCUUAAUUGCAGGCCCAUCAAACAGUGGUAAAACUUUUUUUGUAAAAAGUAUUUUAGAGAAUUCUGAACAUGUGUUAUCUCAAAAGCCUGACAAUAUUGUAUGGUGUUAUUCCUGUUACCAACCUCUGUAUGAUGAAUUAUUGAAGACAAUAAAAAUCAAGUUUGUUGAAGGAA